Molecule: messenger RNA, 3417 nt
Organism: Zygosaccharomyces rouxii
Lineage: Eukaryota; Fungi; Ascomycota; Saccharomycetes; Saccharomycetales; Saccharomycetaceae
Gene: KIP1
Product: Kip1p
Exons: 1
Coding region: 1-3417 (1138 amino acids)
Biological process (GO): microtubule-based movement; mitotic spindle assembly
Cellular component (GO): nucleus; spindle microtubule
Molecular function (GO): ATP binding; microtubule binding; plus-end-directed microtubule motor activity
Source: RefSeq, a predicted model, not a curated record
AUGCUGGAUCAGGGUUCUGGAAGCUCAUGGAAAGACACAGGUAAUGGGAAGGGACUUUCACGACCUUCUUCAGGUCAUUUAUCCUCACCCAUAUCAUCUGAACCACAUCAGCGGCACCAAAUCGGAUCCAAUAUAAAAGUAUACGUGAGGUGUAGGUCUAGAAACCAGAGAGAAAUAGAUGAGAAGAGUAGUGUUGUAGUAUCAACUAUGGGACGUAAGGGGAAAAGUGUCAUACUAUCGAAUCCAUCAAGCCCCCUUUCACAUCCGAAGAAGACAUAUAUGUUUGAUGAAGUGUUUGGUGCUGAUAGCGACCAGGAAUCAAUCUUCACAGAAGUGGCUAAAAAUUACAUCCAAGAAAUGCUAGAAGGUUAUAACUGUACCGUUUUCGCAUAUGGACAAACGGGUACUGGUAAGACUUAUACCAUGUCAGGAGAUAUGAGCAUUUGGGGGGAUUUAGAUUCCCAAGAUAAAAUUUUAUUGGGUGAACAUGCUGGGAUAAUACCGCGAGUUCUUGUUAAUUUGUUUAAACAAUUGUCAAAAGAAACUACAGAGCAUUCUGUCAAAAUCUCGUUCCUCGAAUUGUACAACGAAAGAUUAAAGGAUUUAUUAGCAGAUAACGAUAGUGAUGAAGACAACAUUAGAAUAUUUGAUAACAACAAUUCCAACGCUCAUGGUGCUAGCAAUGGUAUGAGUCAGGUUAAAAUGAACAAAUCCAAGGUAAGAGCACCAACGUUAUCAGGAGCUACCGUUUCUUCUUCAGCGAGUAAUAGUUCAACCUCUUCCUCCUCCUCAUCAUCUUCAAUAACAGUCAAAGGUAUGGAGGAAAGGUAUAUCAAAUCAGCUUACGAAGGCUUACAACUGUUGACUAAGGGAUCUUUGAAAAGAAAAGUAGCGGCUACCAAAUGCAACGAUCUGUCUUCCAGAUCACAUACUAUUUUCACUAUUGUAACACAUGUCGCUAGAACGGAUCCAGUUAGUGGAGAACAAUACGUGAAAAUUGGUAAAUUGAAUUUAGUGGAUUUGGCCGGAAGUGAGAACAUAAAUAGAUCAGGUGCCGAAAAUAUGAGGGCUCAAGAGGCAGGUUUAAUCAACAAGUCACUUUUGACACUAGGAAGAGUAAUUAAUGCAUUGGUGGAACACUCCUCUCAUAUUCCCUACAGAGGUUCUAAAUUGACACGGCUUUUACAAGAUUCACUGGGCGGCAAAACCAAGACGUGUAUUAUCGCAACGAUUUCACCGGCUCGAAUAUCAAUGGAUGAGACUGUAAGCACGCUAGAGUAUGCGACAAGGGCAAAAUCCAUUAAAAACACUCCUCAAGUAAACCAAUCCUUGUCAAAAGAUUCAUGCAUCAUGGAAUAUAUUUAUGAGAUAGAACGGUUGAGACAAGAGUUGAAGGCAUCACGACAGAGAGAGGGUAUGUAUAUUACGCAAGAGCAGUAUGAUCUUUAUGAGAGCAAUAGUUUAUUGGUAGAGGAACAAAAAGUGGUCAUACAAAAUAUGGGGGAACAGAUUAAAAGAUUCAAGGAGAAAUAUGUGGAACAAACAAAAUUAAGCAAAGAAGCACAUAGACAAUUCCAAGAGUCUCAAAAGGUCUGCGAUACACUAAGGAUUCAAAAGAAAUUUAUGCUAGAGACAUUCGAAAAGUAUCACACAACUUGUAAAGAACAUGCAGCCCAGAUUGAUCAAAUCCAUUCAGACAAUAUAUCAUUGAUAGAAUCGCUCAGGGUAGAGCGUAACGAAAUGUCUACAAGCGCGCUUGAUAAUGCUGGAUUAAUUUCUAAGAUACUGACAACCAUAGCAGAGCGUUCGGAACAAUUGACCAGCUUGAAAGCAGAUUUAGAAGUACGAAUAUCUGAUUUCGAGCGUUUUUCUUCCAGCAUGCUCUUAGAUUUUGAAAGAAAUGCCCUUUCAAGAAUCAAUCAUUCUAGGGAUGACCUAUUAUCUCUUGAGAUUACAGACUCUCUCGAACAAAUCCAGGCAAUGCAUAAUUCUUUGAAUGUUACUCUACAAAAUAUUCGUAAACCUUGGAAGAAAGAAACUGAAGCCAUUUACUAUACACAUAAGAACAUCAUAGAAAAUUGCGGAAAUCAACUAUAUGAAUACGUUGAAAAGCUAGAGAACUCGUUGGAGACAAUUUGGAAUCAGCUAAAAAAAACAUCUAUAUCAGAGAUGGGUGAAUUGAGAAGAUAUGGUGACCAAUACACUGACGACGCUCUGGCUCUAGUGCAUAAAGAAAGAGAACGCCUUCAAUUUUUGGAAAACGAGCUAUUGAAAAAAUCACAGGCUUUGAAAGAGUCAAAUGAACAAUUGGAAUCUUUACAAUCUUAUUUCAAACACCAUUUAAUCAAAGAAAGGGAUGAGAUUUUACAAGAGACGUUCAAGGCUCUGAGGAACUCUGAGAGGCGUCACAAGAGUUUGGAUGACCAAAUGUUUGAAAAAUCAUCCGUCGUGUUGGCAAGAACCAAGGAGCAGAUGCAUACCGAGUACCUCUCAGGUGUUGGCGGUAUAAACAGACAAAGCUCUGACUCUUUAACCUCUAUCGAUAAAUCACUACAAUCGUUCAAAAAGGAAUAUGCCUUAUUGGGUCAGCAAAAAACAGAGAAAUUGGAUCAACUUGUGAAAUAUCGUUCCGUAAAACACUCCUUCCAGGAAUUUUUGGAUAAAUUAUCCAAAUAUUGCAAUGAAAGAUCUUCCAGAAACCUGUUGCAAUUGCUGAAAAAUCUCAAUUCUCAAAUAUCAUGGGGAGCAGAAUCUCUGGGUAACGAAGUGAAAAGUAUUGUUAGUGAAACUCGCCAAAAAAUCCAAAGGAGCGUAGAACGAGACGAGUCCCAACUAAAGGCGGCACUACUAAAUUUGGAGAAUUUAUCCAACUACAUAAGUGAUGUGUGCAGGGAAGAAGCACCACAACACUUCAAAGAGCAAGCAAACAUACUUUCUUCUCAUUGUAAUAAUGUGAAUUCGGUAAUAUCUGGACUUGAUGGAACUAAUGAGUAUCUUUCAGAAGUGAAUAAGCCCAAGAUCAAAAUUGAUGUGGACAACAAAAUAACAAGAGAAUUACCGCAGUUAGAGAGCCCCGGCGAUUAUAACGUUUACAGGAACAACAAUGAUCUUCCAAAAGGUGAAACUUGGCAGAAUGAGGACCCAUUGACCCAAAAUUUGGUUUACAGUCCCAGUACUCCAAUGCCCGUUCCUGACCAACCUCUACCAAAAGUAUUGGUACCCAAGAGUAUCAAUUCCAGUGCCAAAAGAUCACACACUUUACCAAUAGAAAACAAGAAAAAUCUCACCGUAGGCGGUUUUGGUCCAAAUAAUUUAAAAAGGAGAUUUACUUUAGAACCUCCAAAUAGGAAUGACAAGGAAAAUAUAGGCGAUAGUCGAACUGGUAAGAAAAUUUGUAACAGUAGGAAUGAGAUUUGA